Molecule: messenger RNA, 1170 nt
Organism: Myxocyprinus asiaticus (Chinese sucker)
Lineage: Eukaryota; Metazoa; Chordata; Actinopteri; Cypriniformes; Catostomidae
Product: spermatogenesis-associated protein 22-like
Exons: 7
Coding region: 36-1076 (346 amino acids)
Biological process (GO): regulation of meiotic cell cycle; gamete generation; homologous chromosome pairing at meiosis
Source: RefSeq, a predicted model, not a curated record
CAAACGGCAUGGCAGUGCAGCUCCUAUCUACUUAAAUGGGGGAAGACCGAAAUCUGCAAAACGGCUGUCUUUCCGCUCCUCUGUUUAAUCAAAGGAAGAGAAACAGGCUGCCUUUGACGUCUAAUCCCUCUGAGAGUGAUCUCUUUUCUGACAAUCACUACAAUGAGAUACAAACCUUCUCCUUAUCCUCCUCUGGUCCACCUGGUCAGAGUGAUCUGUGGAACCAGCGACCCUAUCUUUCUUCACAGCAAGCCAAAAUUAGACCUGCUGCUUCACCGGUUGUAGAAGGACAAGGAUACGCACCUUUACCUCACCCAAAAAAGCCUGCAUAUGCCUGGUCACAGACAGUUCAGCAAAGGCCUCCAGUGAGGCGUGAUUCCAUGGCAACAACUGGAUCCUAUGUUCAUGGUGGCUUUCCAAGUAGCAGCUCAACCUCACUUGGCCAGACCAGAUGGUCUAGUGGCUUCCAGAACCAGAAUCGACAGUCAUUUAACAGGCCAACAAGUUCCUUCAGAAUGCCUUACUGUCCUCAGCAGUGUUCCCCUGCAGCAGUAAGCACUAGCAGCCCUGGAGAUCAGAGUCGCAGCACAAAGUGGAACUUCAGAUCUACCAGACAAUCAGACAGUGGAAUGCGGGCAAAACAAAACACCUCAAGUGAGCGGAUCACCACUCAGCAGCUGAAACCACCACAUGAGACGUCCAUGCAUGUCCUUACUACUGUUAUUGAAGGCAUGAAGCACUGGAACCAGUACAAGAACAGAUUGCCGAUUAUAUUUGAGGUCUUUGCCACACUUGACUCUGCAGUUACAGUGGGAGAGCACGGAGCAAAGACAUUUUCCAUGAGGGAUGGUAAACAUGUGGUCCAGUGUCUCUACUCUGAAAGUGUCCAGACACUGUCCAGACUGAUCAGGGGUCAGGUGCAUUGCUGCAUUGGGAACUUUGACAGGGAUAAGGACACAAUGAUGUGUGUGUCAGUCCGAGCUGCCUCACUGUCUGAGCAAAGGAAUGCCCAGGAGGCUGUUAAAGCAUCAGACGUGGAGAUGAGGAAUGUGGUUCUGAUGUUCACUGAAAUCUGAUGUGGAUGGAACAAGUAGCAGGAGAAAGAGGAAACUAGAGCAGAUUCGUCUGGUUUUGUCUUAGUUAUGAAUGAGUUCAGAGAUGGCUUAUAAA